Molecule: messenger RNA, 2294 nt
Organism: Magnolia sinica
Lineage: Eukaryota; Viridiplantae; Streptophyta; Magnoliopsida; Magnoliales; Magnoliaceae
Product: transcription factor MYB3R-3-like
Exons: 9
Coding region: 125-1876 (583 amino acids)
Biological process (GO): regulation of DNA-templated transcription
Cellular component (GO): nucleus
Molecular function (GO): RNA polymerase II cis-regulatory region sequence-specific DNA binding; DNA-binding transcription factor activity, RNA polymerase II-specific
Source: RefSeq, a predicted model, not a curated record
CAGUCCGUCCGUUUUAUAUUCCUUCCUCUCCUUUUCUUCUUCCUUCCUUUCUCUCUUUCAACGGCUCCGAACAUAGCUACCUCGUACAUUCUAGGGAUGUGGUGGUUUGGAAACGAUUGUAGAGAUGGAGGUGGAAAUGGGAGCGGUGAAAAUCGAGUCGAGCUGCGUUGAGAACAGGCAAUCAGCUGCAGCUUCGAGUUCGUCGGUUUCUGAAGGAAGCUGCGGAUUUGGGUUGAAAUCGCCAGGGGUUUGCAGCCCGGUGACAGUGUCGUCUCCAUCUUAUCAUCGAAGGACAACUGGUCCCAUAAGGCGGGCGAAGGGUGGUUGGACACCACAGGAGGAUGAGACAUUGAGAAAUGCUGUUGAACUUUUCAAGGGAAAAUGCUGGAAGAAAAUUGCUGAAUCUUUUCCAGAUAGAUCGGAAGUGCAAUGCUUGCAUCGAUGGCAAAAAGUUCUUAAUCCAGAACUUAUUAAGGGACCUUGGACCCAAGAGGAAGAUGAAAAAAUCAUGGAACUGGUAUCGAAGUAUGGGCCAACGAAAUGGUCCGUUAUAGCAAAGUCCUUGCCUGGUCGCAUUGGGAAACAAUGUCGGGAGAGGUGGCACAAUCAUUUGAACCCACUUAUAAAGAAAGAUGCUUGGACAUUGGAUGAGGAACUUGCACUCAUGCAUGCCCAUCAAGUGCAUGGGAAUAAAUGGGCAGAAAUUGCUAAGGUUUUACCUGGAAGGACCGAUAACUCAAUAAAGAAUCACUGGAACAGUUCCUUAAAGAAAAAGUUAGAUUUCUAUUUGGCCACUGGGAAACUUCCUCCACUGCCAAAGACAAACAUGCAAACUGACACCAAAGAUCUAGUAAAACCUUCUGGGAAUUUAUUGGUUUGUUCUAAUAAAGGAUCGGACACAAGUCCUCGAAAUUACUCAGAAACUGCAGUUCUUACACAUGCUGGCCAGACUGCAGAUUUGUGCAAAUCGGAAGACAACUGCAAUAAUCAGUUGGAAUCCUCAUCCAUGCAAUUUUACGAUACAGAUGCUUCAUUAAGAGCACCAGUUAACAGAUCCAAUAAUUCUGAUGCUGCUGAGUGCAAGCCAGAUGCAUCAAAAUUUGAUAUUUGCUGCAAUAAAUCUGACUCAAGACUAAGCUCCGGGGGAUGUGGCAGCAAUGGUGAAAUUGAUCGAGACAACAAUGUUACUGGGACAUUGCUGCAUUCUGCAUCUUCUACCUUUGGUUCGUUGUGCUACGAGCCACCUUCGUUAGAGAGUUAUGAUGUUCCCAUAAAUGCUGUACAUUAUCGUAUGCCGCAGCCUUCUGACUCAAAUGUGCCAAUGUCACCCAUUGGUUGUUUCACUCCUUUCACGAAGGGUACCAGUUCAGUUGAGCAAAGCGUAGAAUCUAUAUUAAAGAAUGCAGCUAAGAGCUUUCCAAAUACUCCUUCCAUAUUAUUAAAGAGAAAGAGGGAAACAACUGGUUUAAAGAUCCAUGACAAUUCAUGUACUCCUGAAGAAAAAGAAAGAGAAAAGGCUAAUCAAGGACAGAUGGGAUUGUCAAAUGCAAGUUCUGGUGAAAGUCCUGCUUGUUACGGUAGUGGGGGAGUCGAGCCAUGCAAUGUAAAGUCUUUCAAUGUCUCUCCACCUUAUCGGUUGAUGUCGAAACGUACAGCUAUUUUCAAGUCUGUGGAGAGGCAGCUCAAGUUCACAUUAGAUAAAGAGAAGCUUGGUGGUAAUUCCAACCCUAUGAGCUUGGCAAUUACAGCACACUCCUAUGCUACUGAUUCUUCUGCCGACCUAUCAAGAAUACAUGGGGGGAAAUUCAGCGAGCAUCUAGUUGUAGAAGGUUUAAGCAGCGAGCGUGCACAAACAACUAAGAUGGGAGUGACUUAGUAUGUAAACUAAGGCGAAUUCCAAGUUAAUCCUGCAUUUGGAGAACUCCAAGAAUUCUCCACAGUAGCGUCUGUAACUCAGACGAAGCAAGGACAAAUCAACCCUCUUUUGGAAGAUUCAGUGUUUGCCAUGGUCAUCGUCGUCAUCAUUCUGCGAUCGUGCUUGUGCGGCUCGAUCACUCAUAUCUCAUGUGCAAAAUGCAAAUAUGAUAUCUGAUGACAUUUAAAAGAAAAAAAGGGUUAUCUCAUGACACCAUGCACUUGUAGAAUAAAAAUGGGUCGCAGUGUAUUCUUACUGUGGAAAAUAUUCAGAUUGUUGUGGGCAUUAGUGUACAUAAAAGGCCUCUCAAAAAUGGAGAAAAGGCUGUGAGAAAAUUGAUUUCAAGUCCAAACUAGUAUUAGAAUUUUUGUUUCUAGCA